Molecule: messenger RNA, 2593 nt
Organism: Anthonomus grandis grandis
Lineage: Eukaryota; Metazoa; Arthropoda; Insecta; Coleoptera; Curculionidae
Exons: 21
Coding region: 109-2532 (807 amino acids)
Source: RefSeq, a predicted model, not a curated record
AAUGACAGUUCUAUCUGACGUCUAUAUUCAGUCAGACGCUAAUCGAUUCUUUACAAGUUUUUAAUCAGUUUUUACACUAUUUUACCCGUGUUUUUACCCAAAAAGACCAUGCACAAUGUGCGCAAGACCGCCCGCAAACCGGAAGACAUGAAACUUCCUCCGGAUCUACUAGACUACACGUUCGAAGAGUUCCUACCAUUCUACAAGGUCAGUGUAAACAAUGUAAAUAUUUGCCAUCAGUAUCUUGAGGUGAAUUUGGUUAAAAAAUAUGAUGCUGCUAAAGAAUUUAAGAUCCCUCACAUCACUGACUUUACUCCGAUGAUGAAUAUAUUGCAAAGCCUCAUAAAUCAAAAGGAAUGUGUUCCGAAGAGCAACACUCUGGCUGCUAAGACAAGUAAUAGGCCUGCUACAAAAGUUGAAGUGCUUUUCCAGUCGAAGCUGGUUGCCCCCCAAAAGGCCUAUCAUCCACAACCUAACCAAAAGGUAGCGGAGAGACAACCACUACAACCAUUUGGGAUUAAAAAAGUGAUGUUCCGACAGCAACAAAAUGAAGAGAGAGCAUUAUCUUCAGCUACCAAUGGAGGAGCUUAUGCAAAAAAUUUUCCAAAGAAAAGAAUUAAAAGCAGCGACUGUAGAAUCGAAUAUAGUAACCCAUCAGCCAAGACCAAACCAAUUGAGAACAACUCCAUAGCGACUCAAGCAAACUUGUCUAAACAAACAAUUGUGCCAGAUACUGAAGAAGAAACCAACAAACAAGCAUGUGACAUAAGUACACUUAAGUUCCAUCCAAAAGAAUCAAAUAAAACCCCAAUGCUCCCCCAGGAAAGUUUUCCAGACUGUGAUGCAGACAAUUGGCUGGAUGUGAUUGAGGAACCAAAACCAAAACCAGUGUCAAAGCCAUCGAAUGUCCGACGUAGUAUCCAAAGAAAAGACAAGCAUGACAAGAGGAUCACUUAUAAGCAGCUACAAAUGCAAUGUAAAGGGGCCAAGCAGGUAGAGCCAUUGAUUAACUGGGUUGAUCCCGACAAAAAAAUUAAAAGAUGCAAGAGGGUCCAAGAUAUCCCACAGAAUUUUAAGCAAGAACAUCAGCACGAAGAAUGGACAAGCAAUUUUAAAGAAGUCCCACAAUUCCAGUUCACAAAAUACAAGCAGGAAGAAAAUAUAUUUAUGCAACCCAAGCCUAAGAGGAAUAGUCAUAAAAAACGUAGACAAGAAAGACCAAUAGCAGCAAGUGAGGUCAUAGUCAAUGAACAACAGACACAAAGAACCUCUGCAACCCAAAAAGCCUGGUCAAUAACAAAUACAAAACCCAAAGAUGAAAAUAUGAAUCAGCCAAAAGACACUGAGGACUUAUCUUUUGAUGACGCAAUGGAGGACUUGAAAAGAAGAUUCAAAAACCAAUUACAGUUUCAUACAGCUUCAAAACAAAUUGAAAUCCAACCGGUUUUGUUCAGAAAUGAAAACAAAACACUGUCUUGCCCCCCUCCCCCUCAAAAAGUGCCUCCUCGAAAACAUGUUGAUCAAAGAGUAAACUCACCCGAACCAGAAGAAAAGCCAGCUGAGCAGGAGACUUAUAGAGUGCCACAGCAAAAUAACUGUAGGUAUGCAGUACCUCCAAGAGAGCCAAAGCCCAGAGCAAUUUGUCCUCCUGAACUAGCCGGUUACCUCAAUCAGAUUUCGGACUCAUACUUAGAUGACACAGUAACCAUUACAAUGUCGCCCUACAAACCAGUACCACGAAGGGUAAAGCCAAAAGAACCUGAAAAAGUGGAACCUCCUGUCGAAAUUGAAGAACCGAAACCAAUUCAAGAAAGAAGACCAGAUUGCAUUGAAUUUGACCCAAUAGAUAUAUAUAAGAGAGAAAUGGCACUACGACCGCCCCCUCCUCCUGGUUAUCCUAUGCCAUUUGAUAUGGAAUUUAUGAGACCAUUAAGCAGAAGCACCCCUAAAAGACAGGAAGAAAGAGGAGAUUCCCCGUACAUGUGUGUUCCUCCCGAACUAAGUGGCUUGAGGCGUCCUGCAGAACCCCACCAACCACAAGUUCCUUUUGGCAGAGACGCACCAAGAACCAUUAACCCUCAAGGACUGGAAGAAUUCUCAAGGUCAAAAGAGCAAACGAUACAAGAGCCAGGGCAAGGACCUCAACGACAUGCGAAGCAGCUGCGUGUCCCUGUAUAUCAGAAAGCAAGAAGCAGAGGAUGUUCACAGUCUAGAUCUAAUGUAAAUCUGCCAGUAGUUGCUGAGGAGGUUGAGAAACAAGAUGACAACUAUAAACAAGGACGAGGAUUUAAUUUGAUGGAGUAUACCAGAAACCAUUGCAAAAAGGCUUGCACAGAAACAUCCUCUGAACUCGAAGCUCGCAUAAGCGAUGAAGAUUUCUCCAUUUCAUCGUUGGAAUCAGCCGAGGUGAACCCUAAUCGGCAGGCUGGAAUAGCAACUUUACGGGCCAUGGGAAUUUUAAACCAAACAGGGAAUAUCAACGAAAAUUGCCAAAUACUAUUUAAGGGAUCCGUAUUUUCACCAAGGGAGUAAAUUAAUAUGUGGUUUAUUAUUUGUUUUUGAAUUAUUAAAUUAUCAGUUUAUAUACAUUUUA